This is a messenger RNA of Drosophila nasuta, 4622 nucleotides long. RefSeq names its product ciliary rootlet coiled-coil protein 2. The record is from RefSeq and is a predicted model, not a curated record. The transcript has 5 exons. Lineage: Eukaryota; Metazoa; Arthropoda; Insecta; Diptera; Drosophilidae. Bases 602 to 4381 code for a protein of 1259 amino acids.
AAAAGUUCCUACGAACGACGGAUAGAAAAUUGAAAAUUUUCCAACGACGCGCAAGCAUACAUAUAUAUACAUUAUCAUAUGUAUACUAUAGAUUUACUUAAACAGCCAAACUAAGACCUCUACCUAUACCUAUACUAUAUAUAUACAUAUAUAGAUAUAGUAGAUUUGGAGAAGUCGCAGAGUUUUGAAUUGGGGCGACUUCUUUGAAAUGUGGCCAAGUUUUUGGCUGUUGGCUAGUAAAAAGUGAAAGUCAAUAAAUAUUGCGAAAUCGCGCGUGUGAUCGAACAUAUAUAGAAUUAUUGUACUACGAAUUCUAUAGCGCGUGUGUUUGUGCCAAGAUUGCGUUGCGUUGCGUUCUUUUUGUUGUGUUCAAGUUAAAACGAACCGCGGUGGGAUCAACUGAUCGUCGAGACCACAGAAGAAGGAGAACGCAGCUGGCAGCAGUUCUUUGUGUUCGAUCUGCCUCUUUGGGGGCACUAAAAGAAAAGUCGCAUUAAAACCAAACGAUCAACGGCGAAGGCGCAACACAAAGUAAACAACAAGUGCAAUAAAUCGACUGCAUUUCACAUACCAGCGGAUUGUUCUUUGUUCUUCGGCAAGAAUGGGCAAUGCCGAGUCCACGCAGACAUCGAAUGAAUCAGCGCCAACGUCGAGUGACGAGCCGCGCUGGACUGAGAUCGAGCAUGAGAAUCUAAUUCUACAGCAGCUGCCGACGGAGAAGCCAACAACAGACAUGGAGGAGGCGUCAGCAGGAGAAACUAUAGCUGAAACUGAUCGUGAACAAUCGCUUGAGGAGUUCAAGGAGGAGUUGCAAAGCAAGCGAGAGGCUCGACUGAGUGCAGUGCAGAAUAUGCGCGAGGAGAUGGCAAAAUUGCGUCAGCAAUUGGCUGCUGAGCAGGCGGAGAAUCAACGACUGCGUCACAAAGCGGGAGAGCCGCCCAAGGUAGCCGCAGAGGUGGAGGAAGAGUCGGAAGUGAAGACGGAGUCGCAGACCGUGGAUGAGGAUGAUGAGAAUCCGAGCAGUCGCAGUCGACAUGCCAAUAUUGAACUAGCCAAUGCGCAGCUUGCUCUGCAGCUGGCCAAUGCGGAUAAUCUGUCGUUGCGGGGUGAAGUGGAGGUGGUGCAACGCCAGGUGGGCACACUCAAGGAGGUCAUCUGCUGUUGCAAGCAGAUGCUCAGCGUCAAGGAGGAGCAGUGUGCACAGCUCAAGAUGAAGCUCCAGGAAAUUGAGAACUCGUUCAGUGAGCGGGAGAUGAAGAUUAUGUCCAACAAUCUGAGGCAGGAAUACGAGCGUCAGUUGGUCAACAUACGACAGCUAAGACAACUGUACGAAGAGCGUCAGAGAGUUGCAGCAGCGGAGUACGAGAAUCUCCAGCGUUUGAUCUCGAUCAAGAAGGACGAACUGAUUGCCGAGCAGGAGAAAACAAAGAGCUUCGAGGAGCGCAAUCAGCUGCUCAACAAGGAACUGGAAACAGCCAACGAGGAGCUGGCCAAGUUGCGCGAGGAAUGCGGUGAACACAAGUUCGAGAAGCGCGUGCUCAAGGAACAAGUGAGCGCCGUUAAUCUGCUCUUUAGCCAGCUGGUCAUGGGUUUCAAUGGCAAACAUAAUAUGGAUAUCGAUCGCUUGACCCUAAUGCUGGAGGAGAAUCGCGAUCUGUUAAAUGAAAUGACCCAAGCCGAGGGCAGCUGCAGCGAUGGCGCCACACUGCCCAAAUUACUCUUCGAGCUAGUUGAACAGGCGGCUAAGUCCGGACAACCGGCGGAAAGCGACAAAAGCCGCAGCGCAACGCCAACUCCAGAAGCAGGAGAGGAACCUGCUGCUGUUGAGGUCAUGAACGAGGACUUCACCGACAGUGUCAAGCGGGAGCCAAGCGCCAGGAAGCUGAAGAGAAGGCAGAGUGGAGGCGCUGGAGCUGGAGCUGCGGCUUCGUUAAAAAGCCAUGAGCCCGAAAUUAUGGGCAAAGUUGCCACGGCGCAAGAAAUCAUUGGCAACUUGCCAAAAGUUUGGAAAGUGUUGAUGGAGCUCUUGAGUCACCACAAAAUCGAGCGCGUGCAGUUUGAAGAGCUGCCGGCAGCUGUGUCAGCCACAACAUCAGGAGCAACAGCAACAGCAGCAUCAACAGUGGGAGUGGGAGCAGGAGCCAAGGCUGGAGAGCUGAGCGUCAGCAAGACCUACAUCAAGCUGAAGGAUCUGAUUAUGGAGAAAAAGUCGUUGGUGAAGGAGACGAAUCGACUCAAGACUCUCAACUGUCACCUGGAUAACAGGCUCAACGAGCAGGAGAAACGUUUGAGUGCCGUGAGCUUAGAGUUAACAAAGACCUGGCAUCUGGUGGGCAAAAUGCAGCGACAGCAUCGACAGCUGCACACCCAGGAGCAAAUUCUGCGCUAUCAAUUGCAGCAGAAGCGACGCUUGCUUAGCGAGCUUAAGGAUGAGUUGGAGUACUGUCGUCGCAAGUGGGCUUUAGCCCGGGCCAAGCACGAUGAGAGCCAGGAGCUGUGCAACGAUUGGCGUCGCGAGUUUGCGCGUCGUAAGCUCGAGGAUGCCAAUCACUCGGCGGAAAGCGGUUACAGUGACUCUGGACCGCAGUCCGAUGAGGAUUCCGCUCGCGCUGCGGGCGGUGAUAAAAUAGCUGCUGCAGUGGGAGCUGCUUCAGCUGUGGAGCCCUCUUCAUCUGGCCAUUGCCGGCGCAAGCAUUUGAGGGAUCAAUUCGAGCACACACGUAAAAUCAAGCGCAUGCAGAGCACUUCUCCUGGACGCCAGGCAGCUGCCCAAGAAGAUGAGGGUGAGGAGAUUGUGCUGCGUUGGAACAGCGCUCCACCCACUUGUGGCUGGCGUGAGUAUGAGAUCGAAGAUAUAGCUGAUGAUGAUGAUGAGCUGGCCGAUGACACGGAGGAUGUUGCGUCGACUUCCCGCGGCGCUGUGCCCAAGGCUACGCACAGUUCACGGAGUAGGCAGCGGGGCAAGCUUGAGCUUGACUCAUCUUCGCCUGGCCCUGCAACCGAUGCUGGCACCGCGAGUCGCAUUCAGAAGCUGGAGGAGCAGUGCAAGUCGCUAAUUCAGCAGGUGUUAGAGACCUCCGGCAAUCGCGAACGUCUCGAGAUACAGCUCUGUCGCUUCCAGGACGAAAUUUCACCAGCCCAACAUGCUGUGCCCUUGGAUGAGUUCAUCAAUCGCAAGCGCCUGGAGCGCAUGACGCGAGCUAGCUCUGCACCAGCAACAGGCAGCUUGACACCACGUGAGGAGGAAUACACACGCAAGCGCUCGGAGAGAUUGGGUCGCUUGGAGGAGGAGUCUCGUCAGUUAUUGUCGCGGAUCAAGCGCACCACAGACCGCGGACACUACCUAAAAAAAUCACUGGAUCGCAUACGCCGUGCACCAAGUCGCGAGGCUAGCUUUGAGAGCAACACCGAGGAGGAACCCAAGGAGGAAGCAGCAGCCGUCCAAGAGCAGCCUUUAACAUCGCAGUCGCCACUCACCGCCGAGGAGGAAGCCUAUACGUCCCGUCGAGCUGCACGUCUGCAGCGCCUGGAGCAGGAGAGCCAACAACUGUUGACACAACUCUCUAGGAAUACGGAACGGGGCGAAAGUCUUGCCAACCGAUUGGAUACCCUCCACGAACGUCAUGAUAAUGUGGAGCAGCAGGUUCAGGUCAGAGAAACUACUCCAACAGCGACACCUGAAACGGUGACCAGCAUAUCUUUGACAGUCGAACAGCGCCUGGAGGAUAUUGAGCGCGUCUCUGCCAAUCGUGCCGAGCGUUUGCGACGUUUGGAACAGCAAGGCAAUGAGUUAAUCGCACGCCUGAGCAACACUUCCGAGCGUGGCACUGCAAUGAUUAAUCGCAUUGCGGAACGGGAAGCAAAUCGCAGACAGGAGGCGGAACUGGUGGAGCAAGCGAUGCCCACAGAGGAGGCCACAAGCAGCAGCAUUGCCAGCACUUGCAUUGUGGAUAAUGUGGGCGAGGUUACCGAUGAAGCUGCCUGCUGUGUGACUGUCACCACUACAUCCAGUCAGCUGGCCAUUCAGCAACAGUCCACCGGUGCUAUACCCAAGACUACCAGCAGUUCUAAUCGGAGUCAGAGCUCAAAGCCGGUUGCUCAGCUGUGUGCAGCAUUGCGUCACGAUGAUGCCACCAAAAAGCGGAGCAGCAACACUACUGCGGACCAGGAAAACGUCUCCGAUAUGCCGAAGAAUGAAGCGGAAUCCUUGGAAGAUAUGGUGCAACGACUGCGAGCGAUUCCCUAUCCAGCAGAAGGGCUGCAAAAGGAGGAAAGUGAGCAGCAGAAAGAACAAGAAACAGAAAAGGAGGCAUUUAAAGAGGAUGCCAAAGCUGAGAACGACUCUGAAGACAACGAAGCAAAAGAUGGAAAAAAACGAUGAAUGCCCUAAGGAAGAAUAAGAGUUAAUCUGUGAAUGAGGAAUCGAAGCUGUAGAGAGAUGAAUGAGAAUGAGAAAGAACGAGAAGCAAACGCUUUAAGAAGGAAUUUAGCAAGAAGGAUACUUGCAAUACCCAAAACGAAUAUGUUCAUUAGAAUUUACUUUAUAAUUACGAAUACAAAUACUCGCUCUUAAAACUGCGUCACAUUCAAUCAAUUGCCAAAUAAACUAUUUCUAUAUCUAU